Messenger RNA from Exophiala viscosa, 477 nucleotides. RefSeq lists its product as uncharacterized. Lineage: Eukaryota; Fungi; Ascomycota; Eurotiomycetes; Chaetothyriales; Herpotrichiellaceae. The coding region runs from base 1 to 477 and encodes 158 amino acids. The record is from RefSeq and is a predicted model, not a curated record. The transcript has a single exon.
AUGGGCUAUCUCAAGGUCUUCUCCCUGUUCUGCCUCCUUUUGAUCAGCUCUGAGGGCGUGUCCGCUGCGAUUGCGCCCUCGUUGAGCCUGGAUCAGAUCUUCACACUGCAAGUCGUCCUAGGCAACACACUUGAUCCUAUCGACGUGCCUGGAGGUGUCUUAGUUGGUGAGUCCCCCAUCAAACCUAGUGCAGCUUGUGCUGUCUUUGUGGUUGCUCGACGCUGUGUUGUUUCCGAAAAGCUUGUCGCUCGACGCUCACUUCAUGCAGUUGAACCUUUUACUGGAGGCAACGUCACCGGCUCCGCGAUCAAUGGAACCGUGCUACGCGGUCAAGCCUUUCCAUCAGAACUCACCUUUCCCAACAACGCCUCAGCUCGGGUUGCCGAGAUCGUGAUCUACGGGACAACUUUGCCCGACAAGCUUCCCUGGCUUGUCACUGUUCUCGGGUAUCGGGCCCUCAACGGGAGAGGUUGCUAG